AUGCAAGGCGUUCAAGAUGCUGCAAAAGUUUUCUUCAUUAAGCCCCGCAGUCGGCGAUGGACCCGCGCGGGUGCUGCUUACAUCCGGUUUUCACCUGGGGCCUCAGCAGCAGAAUCCUCGUCUGGUGGCAGAUUGGCGUUCUUGCAUAAGCUGCUCACUGAACGCCAGCUUGAGCGCGUCGCCAUCCGCCUCAAGGUCUACAGAAACCUGAAACUAAAACCCAGGCAGCAGAACAAGCUCGCUGUCAUCAGAGAUAUCGGGAAAAUUGUACCCACGGAGCACCGCUGCGAGCUGACGAAACUCCUAGCGGCGAGUUUAGAUGUCGUCGACCCCCACCAUUUCUUGCGUCUCUCGAAGGCCACAACAGAACGCCUGGCGACGCAAGACGAAGUCGGUGAUGGGAUGCCGCAGUCUAUUAUGGGGGACUACACAGUGGGGGCGGAGCUGCUGCGUUCUCAGCAUCGAAGCAAAGCGUCGCAGCGAAGCGCCGCGCUCACUGAUGCUGACGGCUCAGAGCACUUAGCCGAAUACACGAUAAAGCCAGGGCCUCCACUGACAUCUGCGCUGCAGGCAUUUUCGGGCUGUGGGAAGAUCCAGGAGCUGGAAAUAUUCGACGACCGCUUGCGAACUCUCGAUCAAACGGAGGAUAAUACACUCCAGGCCAAAGGCGAACAAGCCAUUAGCGACAAACUAGAGAAACGGUUUUCCCCAAUUUUCGCUCUCGCUGAGUUCAGCUCAACCCAAGAGAAACAGAAUGCAUGCAGCACUUACCUUCGCACGUUCGGGGUACCAUGCAUCGACCGACUGGUAUACCCUGAAGAUGCUGCAGUCAAGACAACGCUGAUUGCAACAAACCUGCCCUUUAUCCUUACCCCUGAUGAAAUUGCCCGCAUACUAUCCUUUGCGCUGGUCCACGAUGAAGAAGCCACUUCUCAUUAUCCUGGGGUGUGCCGCAUCCGCAUGACGAACCCAAAGUUGUUCGGGUAUGAACAGCUGCUUGUCGAAGCUCGCUCAGACGCAGCGGAGCCAUUCUUUUUGUUGCCAUUACACAAAAAGAUGCCCAACGCAGAGGCUGUUGACCACGGCUCACCGACGGAGCGUACCAAGCAAGGGAAAGAUAGGUUGCGGCCGAGCAGAAACGCAGAGACAAGCAGUUCGUUAGCGUGGAAGGACACUUUGGGGAACGAUAUCAGCGAAGUGUCUCUAAAUACGACCAGGAGCCAAGUAGUGGAGAGUUGCGAGCAGGGACUACUGGAAAAAUCGGCAAGUGCCACUGGCUGCAACGGCUACUGCGAAUCACGCGACGUUGUUUCGGCCAUAGCUGACGAAAGCAUCUUCAUUCCAAGCAUCGUUGGGCUGCAGACAGAUGAGGAGAUGCGAUACCACCAGAACACAGGCAGAGUGCCCAAUGUUCCUGGAAAAAAGUUUGACAUAGGCCGCCACGUUGUGAAGAAGUUUUUGAUGAACCGCUUGGUCCUGAACAACGAUGGCUUGUUCGUUUUGCGCUUCGCAUCUUUUGAGGCGGCUGAGGCAGCAGGCAACUUGUAG
Eimeria mitis is the source of this 1548-nucleotide messenger RNA. RefSeq lists its product as uncharacterized. The coding region runs from base 1 to 1548 and encodes 515 amino acids. The transcript is spliced from 11 exons. The record is from RefSeq and is a predicted model, not a curated record. Lineage: Eukaryota; Apicomplexa; Conoidasida; Eucoccidiorida; Eimeriidae.